Molecule: messenger RNA, 3221 nt
Organism: Aphidius gifuensis
Lineage: Eukaryota; Metazoa; Arthropoda; Insecta; Hymenoptera; Braconidae
Product: sodium/potassium-transporting ATPase subunit alpha-B-like
Exons: 1
Coding region: 94-3153 (1019 amino acids)
Biological process (GO): proton transmembrane transport; intracellular sodium ion homeostasis; intracellular potassium ion homeostasis
Cellular component (GO): membrane
Molecular function (GO): ATP binding; P-type sodium:potassium-exchanging transporter activity; ATP hydrolysis activity
Source: RefSeq, a predicted model, not a curated record
AAAAAAACAAAUGUAAUAUUUUAUAAUUGACAAUGUUCAGUUUAUUAAAAAUAAUAAUUUCAAUAUAGAAAUUGUAAUUAAAAGAUAAUAAAAAUGUCAAUACCAACACUUGAAUCAUCAGUAAGAAAAUCAUCAGUACAAAUAAGUAAAAAAAAAUUAACUGAAGAUGAAAUAAUUGAUUUACAUCAAGAAUUUACAACAGAUGAUCAUUUAAUAUCAUUAGAAGAUUUAUGUGUAAAAUUAAAUACAAAUAUAAUAACUGGAUUGACAAAUGAAGAAGCUGAAAAACGUAUAAUUGAAAAUCCAAAUGCACUUAGUCCACCAUUAAUAACACCACAAUACGUAAAAUUAUUUGAAUGUAUGUUUGCUGGUUUUGCAUCAUUACUAUGGCUAUGUGCACUAUUAUGUUUUUUAUUAUAUGGCAUUGAAAUAUGGUUUGGCUAUCAAGAUGAUGAGGGUAUUGAAUGGUUUGGUCUUAUAAUAAUAAUAAUAUGUAUUGUAUCUGGUUUAUUUGCUUAUGUUCAAGAAAGUAAAAAUACAAAAAUCAUGGAAUCAUUUACAAAAAUGGUACCGACAUUUGCACUUGUAAUACGUGAUGGUGUUAAAAAAAUAAUACCAACUGAAGAAAUUGUUAUUGGUGAUAAAGUUGAAAUAAAACUUGGUGAUAAAAUACCAGCAGAUAUUAGAAUAAUAAAAUGUUCUGGUUUGAGAGUUGAAAAUUCAAGUUUAACUGGUGAAAGUGAAGCUAUUGCAAGAACUGAUUUUCCAACAGAUUCAAAUCCUCUUGAAUCACAAAAUAUUGCAUUUUUUUCAUCAUAUGCUGUUGCUGGUGAGGGUACAGGUAUUGUUAUUGGUACUGGUGAUAAUACAAUGAUUGGUAGACUUGCUGGUUUAACAACACAAGUAUCAAAAACAGCAACACCAAUAUCAAAAGAAAUUAAAAAUUUUGUUAUGAUUGUUAAAAAUAUUGCAAUUUUUUGUGGUAUAUUAUUUUUUACAUUAUCAUUAAUUGUUGAAUUAAAUUUUAUAAAAGCAUUUACAUAUUUACUUGGUAUGAUUAUAGCAAAUGUACCAGAAGUAUUACUUGUAACAGUAACAACAUCUUUAACAUUAACAGCUAAAAAAAUGGCUAAUAAAAAUUGUUUAGUUAGAAAUUUAGAAGCUGUUGAAACACUUGGUUCAACAUCAACAAUAUGUUCAGAUAAAACUGGUACAUUAACACAAAAUAAAAUGACUGUAUCAAAUUUAUGGUUUGGUAAUGUUAGACAUCAUCUUAUUGCUGGUGUAUGGUCACUUGGUGCUGAACGUGAUUUAUUAUUAGAAAAACCAGCAUUUAAUGCUAUUAUUAAAGCAGCAACAUUAUGUUUACGUGCUGAAUUUAGAGGUGAAUCAAAUAUAUAUACAAGAAUUGAAGAACGUGAUGUUAUUGGUGAUGCAUCAGAAACAGGUAUAUUAAAAUUUUGUGAACAUAUUUAUUCAACAAGAAAAAUACGUUUACAAUAUACUAAAAUUGCUGAAAUACCAUUUAAUUCAAAUACAAAAUAUCAAUUAUCAAUUCAUCGUGAUGAAAAUGGUUAUAAUAUAUAUAUGAAAGGUGCACCAGAAGUUAUUAUGGAUUUUUGUACAUCAAUAUUAUCAAUGGAUGGUUUAACACGUGAUUUAACAUCAAAUGAUAUUAUUGAAGCACGUCAAGCAUGUACUGAGUUAGCAUUUCUUGGUGAAAGAGUAUUAGCAUAUUGUGAUUUACAUUUACCAAAUAGUAAAUAUUCACAAGAUUUUAAAUUUAAUACUGAUACACCAAGAACAUAUAAUUUUCCAACAAGACAAUAUAGAUUUUUAGGUUUAAUUAGUUUAAUUGAUCCACCAAGAGCAUCAGUACCAAAUGCUGUACAUACAUGUCGUGCUGCUGGUAUUAAAAUAAUAAUGGUUACUGGUGAUCAUCCAGUAACAGCAAUUGCCAUUGCAAAAGCUGUUGGUAUUAUUAGUGAAGGUAAUGAAACAAAAUAUGAAAAAGCAUUUAAAUUAGGUAAAUCAUUUAGUCAAGUUAAUCAAUUAGGACGUGAAGCUAUUGUUAUAACUGGUAAUGAAUUAAGAAAUAUGAAUGAUGAUGAACUUGAUGAUAUAAUACGUAAUUAUGAAGAAAUUGUAUUUGCAAGAACAUCACCACAACAAAAAUUAUUAAUUGUUGAAAGUUGUCAACGUUUAGGUGAAAUUGUUGCUGUUACUGGUGAUGGUGUUAAUGAUUCACCAGCAUUAAGAAAAGCUGAUAUUGGUAUUGCCAUGGGAAUAGCUGGUUCAGAUGUUGCUAAAAAUGCUGCUGAUAUGGUACUUAUGGAUGAUAAUUUUUCAUCAAUUGUAACUGGUAUUGAAGAAGGAAGGCUAAUAUUUGAUAAUUUAAAAAAAUCCAUAGCAUAUACAUUAACAUCAAGUGUACCAGAAAUGUUACCAAUGUUAAGUAGUAUAUUAUUUUCAAUACCAUUACCAUUUGUUAUUGAAUUAGUACUUUGUAUUGAUAUUGGUACUGAUUUAUUACCAGCAAUUGCAUUGGCAUAUGAAAAAGCUGAAUCAGAUAUUAUGAAAAGACCACCGAGAAAUCCACAAACUGAUAAGCUAGUUAAUAGUCGUUUAAUAUCAAUUGCAUAUGGACAAAUUGGUAUGACACAAGCACUUGCUGGUUUUUUAAAUUUUUUUACAAUAUUUGCAUUUCAUGGAUUUUCACCAUAUAAUUUAAUUGGCCUGCGGCAUGAUUGGGAAAAUAAAAAAAUUAUUUAUUUACAUGAUUAUUAUGGUAAUCCAUGGUCAUAUGAUAAUCGUAUGAAAUUAUUAAAUGAAGCAAGAACUGGAUAUUUUGUAUCAAUUGUUAUAACACAAAUGAUUGAUCUUUUAAUGUGUAAAACAAGAAGAAAUUCAAUAUUUAAACAAGGCAUGAGUAAUUGGUUUUUAAAUGUGUCAUUUAUAUUUGAAAUAAUAUUAACUUUUAUAUUACUUUAUACACCUGGUACUGAAAAAGUUCUUAAAACAAUGCCACUUGAUUUUUGGUGUUUUUUUCCAUGUUUACCACUUGGUAUAUUUUUAUGGAUUUAUGAUGAAUUUCGUAGAUAUUGUGUUCGUAAUUAUCCAAAUGGUAUUAUAGCAACAGAAACAUACUACUAAUAUGCUUUGUCAUUUAAUUUAAAAAUAGAGUUUUUGUUUAUUGAUUAAAAUAUAUAUUUAAAAAAAAA